AUGACCAUUUGGAAAAUAUUUCCAAUCCUUUUGUACCAUAUGGUUCUCAAUUCGUUUGUUCCAUGCACAACAACGAAGGGAGAGAGACCAUCGGGUCUCCCCUUAAGUGAAGAAAACAUAAAGAAAAUUCUGUCCAUUAACCAUAUUGAUAACUUUGAUGAGUAUCUAAAAUUAAUUAAGUUCAAAUAUGAAAUGGUCGAAAUAGCCAAUGAACACUUUAAAAAAAUCGCUAGCCAUGAAAGACGCAUUCUCCAAAAUUCCAAAGACAUUUUAGUUAAAGUUCUUAAGAAAAAUGCAAAAAAAAAUAAAUUAAAAAUUUCACAAGAGUAUUUGCAAGAUACGGCUCAGUACAUCCUCAAUGAAUUAAGAAGAAUAAAUGAAGUGAAAAGAAUAGAACAAGAAGUGUACGAUGAAAAUUGUGAUUCCUACAGAGAGGACUAUUACGAAUAUAGAGAUAGACAAUUUGAUGCAGCCUUUGAAAAUGCUCACAGCAAUUGGGCUAAUAACGAAUUAACAAAAGAUUUUGAUCCCCAAUGGAAAAAAGUCAAGUGGGAUUUAUGGGUCGAUUAUUUUAAUGACAUUUUGCAAACCCUAAAAAUUAAGGAUUACAUGCUACAUGUCUCAAUUCUGCAUCUAAGAACUAUUUCUAGUUCGUGCAAAGAAAUCUAUGAUGCUUUAAAAGCCACAUUAAUUCAAACCUAUAAAAAUCCUUUCACACAAGAGUACUACAAAUUUCUGGAUUCAUCUGUGGAGGAUUGGGAAAAACAAAAGAAGAAUCAGCCACAGGAAAGGAAGUCACAGUAG
Molecule: messenger RNA, 804 nt
Organism: Plasmodium vivax (malaria parasite P. vivax)
Lineage: Eukaryota; Apicomplexa; Aconoidasida; Haemosporida; Plasmodiidae
Exons: 1
Coding region: 1-804 (267 amino acids)
Source: RefSeq, a predicted model, not a curated record